This is a messenger RNA of Parnassius mnemosyne (clouded apollo), 2112 nucleotides long. NCBI's taxonomy places the organism in Eukaryota, Metazoa, Arthropoda, Insecta, Lepidoptera, Papilionidae. The record is from the annotation of a GenBank genome assembly.
AUGUCUUUAGAAAGAGAAAAUGUUGGGGUUAUACCCCCACUUAAUCUGGGGAAUGCUUCAGUUGAUCCAAGAUCUCAAUUAUUACAAGAGAUGCGGGAGCAAAAUUUUGAUUUAAUUAGGUUUGCGUCUUAUAGGACUGCCUGCAAGCUUCGUUAUGUACAGAAAAAGUGUAAUUUACAUGUAAUAGACAUUUGGAAUGUGAUAGAGGCAUUCCGUGAAAAUGCUUUGAACACAUUGGAACCUAAUGCAUGUGUGAAUGUGACUAGAUUGGAAACUUUAGUAUCUUCGUUGUACCACAAUUUAAAUAAGAGGUUACCGCCAGCGCAUCAGGUAUCUGUAGAGGCAUGCUCAGCCUUAUUGUUGAAUUGGCUUUUAUCGGCUUAUAGUACUGGUGAUAAUGUGGGAAAGAUCAGAGUUUUCUCAAUAAAAGUAGCUUUAGCUACUAUGUGUGCUGGAAAACUUAUGGAUAAAUUACGAUAUAUAUUCUCCCAGCUGUCAGAUGGCAAUGGUCACCUGCUAAUGAAGAGGCUAUCGGAUUACCUGCGCGAGGUGUUGGCUUUGCCGGCUGCGGUGUACGAGUCGCCCUCCUUUAGUUACAAUGACUCAUUGGCACUCUCAAUUUUCAAUCAGAAUGGCAAAAUAACAGUAAAUGACUUCUUAGACACGUUAAUGUCGGAUCCGGGACCUCCGUGCCUUGUCUGGUUGCCGCUUCUUCACCGCCUAGCGAGCGUUGAAAAUGUUGUCCACCCACUAGCAUGCAGCGUAUGUAGGCGAAGUUCCCUGACUGGUUUUCGUUACCGCUGUACGCGCUGUGCUGGCUACACACUAUGCCAGGACUGCUUUUGGCGCGGAAGGGUCUCUCCCCCUCACACCAAUGAGCAUGAAGUUAAGGAGUAUGCUGCAUAUAAGUCCCCGUCGAAGCAGAUCGGCGCGACGCUGCGCAAGUCGUUUCGCUGCGUGCCGGAGCGCGCGCGCGCGCAGCUGCCGCGCUACCCCGACCAGCCCGAGCGCACGCUCAACCUCAGCCACAUCGUUCCACCUUCACCUGUACCAGCCCACAACGGUUUUCCAGAGUAUGUAAGCGGAUAUGUCAAUACAGGCUCUCUAGAUUCGCGGUCUUCAAGAUCAACCCAUCGCAGUAUAGCUGAUCACCUAUCGCGUGGGGUGGACGACGAGCAUCGGCUUAUAGCUAGAUAUGCCGCAAGGCUUGCGCAUGAAAAUAGGACUAUGCCUCGUGCCGGUAGAUCCGCAUCUCUCACACCUGAAUUGGGUCGGUCGUCUUCAGAAGGAUCGGAGGUAGAUGCGGCCAGACAGCAACGAGAGCUCAUAUCUCAGUUGGAAGCUAAGAAUAGGGAGAUUAUGAGGGAAAUUGCGAGACUUAGAAGACAGCAGGAGGCGGAGGCGGGCGCGGGUGUGGGGGCGGGCGCGGGCGGCGGGGCGGGCUGCGCGCCGCCGCUGGUGUCGGAGCUGCGCGCGCUGCGCCAGCGCAAGGACGAGCUGGAGGGACACCUCUCCUCGCUGCAGGAGUCGCGCAAGCACCUCAUGCAGCAGCUCGAGGGACUCAUGCGCAUGCUCAAGACGCAGCAAUCAUCACCGCGUUCAACGCCGAACUCAUCGCCCCGCUCAACGAAGAGUCCUCCGUUACCAGGUGCACAACCUCAACCCUCUGCACCUGAAAGGCAAUCAAGUGGACGUGUGCGUAGUGCGCCGCAAACGCCAUCUCUUGGCGAACGGGAGCGAAUUGACAUGACGCACAGCCUCGGUGGAAUGGACAGCAUGGGAAACGAUGGAAGAAGUUUUCAUCAAAAUCAACGACCGACCACAAUGGGCAUAGACAAUCGCGCUCUCCGCAGUGACCUGCUGUACGCCGCGGAUUCUGUCACUAAUGCUAUGUCCACACUUGUUCGUGAACUUAACUCUGGUCUUGACACCGAGGACACGGUCAAAGGAGGUUUGGACGCUAGAAAACAAAGAGAUUUCGAAGAGGAUGAAGAUAGCGACGAACCAAUGCCGCGUCCGCAACCGCCCCGCCAUUAUAUUCACGACAAUAACGUGCAGGACACUCCACCACCGCUUCCAGCCCGCACCGGUCACUACUUCCCUCGUACAUAG